Pseudophryne corroboree (corroboree frog) is the source of this 4052-nucleotide messenger RNA. RefSeq names its product cilia- and flagella-associated protein 57-like. Gene Ontology annotation, molecular function: protein binding. The coding region runs from base 144 to 3842 and encodes 1232 amino acids. NCBI's taxonomy places the organism in Eukaryota, Metazoa, Chordata, Amphibia, Anura, Myobatrachidae. The record is from RefSeq and is a predicted model, not a curated record. The transcript is spliced from 23 exons.
CAAGUAUGAGAGUGGUUGGAGGAGGCAGUUGGAAAAGGGAGAGGGAGAGAGAGCAGACUCUGGGGGAGGCUGCUGCCUAUUAAUCGGAUUUAAAGUGUCUGCUAAUAAACUAUAAAGGUUAUCUGACUUAUUAUUAGCACAACAUGUCGGUGAUUGUGGCUCAGCCACAUUAUAUAUUUGGACUCAGGUCAUCAGUUAUCAAUAACAUCUGUUAUUUUGACGAACAAACCAUCAUUUUCCCAGCUGGUAACAACUGUAUAAAGUACAACAUGUAUGAAAAAUGGCAGAAAUUCAUUCCAGGAUCAGAGCAGAGUCAGGCUAUGCAGGCCCUAGCAGUCAGCCCAAACCAUCGUUUCCUUGCCAUGUCUGAGAGAGGCUCAGACAAAACCACAAUCACAGUGUAUGAUUUGGCAUCCACGCCAUUCAAAAAACGUGAAGUGCUUACUGCUCCUGACAUCCAAUGCCAAGAAUUUGUAAGUAUUGCUUUCUCCCCAGAUUCCAAGUACCUUGUGGCACAGUCAGGGUUUCCUGAGUGGCAGAUGGUCUUCUGGAUGUGGGAGAAACACAGAGUGAUGGCAACUGUGAGGAUAGACAGUCACAAAAACUCCAUUUAUAAGGUGAGCUUCAACCCCUAUGAUAGUACACAGAUCUGCGUCACGGCCAACAGAAUAUUCAGAUUGUUCCAUUACAUUGAAGGGAACUUGAAACAAAUAAACAGCCAGAAAGUGGGAGCCCACAACUUCCUGUGCCACACUUGGCUGUCUACAGACAGAGUCAUUUGCGGGACGGACAAUGGAAAACUCUGUCUGUGGGAGUUUGGGCUUGUGCGGUGGGAACAUAACAUCAGUGGAGAAGACAUCCAGCAUAGCCUAGCCGAAAAACAGAGCCUAACCAAGGAUAGCCGCACUCUUUCUACAAUGAACAGCGCUUACCCACCUCCUGUGUGCAUUCAUGCUAUUGUAGCCUAUUCCAAAGGAUUCUUGUGUACAGGUGGCCCCGGCAUAGUCUGCAUUUUUGAGAAAGUAGACGAUGAACAACUUUACAAGAGAGGCCACAAUAUUCAAAUCCCACAAAAUGAGCAUACUGAUGACCCCAGAGUACCCGAGCAGCAGGAGGUUCUCUGUGUGUGCCUUAGUCCCUCAGAGGAGAACAUUGUCAUAAGUACCAAUAAGAGUCAGCUCUACAGCAUUGCAUUGUCCUCAGCUGAGAUCACAAAGUUGAAUGAUGCCCAUUUUGAGUUCCUGACUGAGUCAUGGCAUUCAUCUGCCAUCACGGGCCUGAGCGUCUGUAUCCGCAAACCCCUCAUUGCUACCUGCUCAGUUGACCAUUCGGUGCGCAUCUGGAACUUUGAGAACAGGACUCUGGAGCUGUGUAAGCAUUAUCAAGAGGAAGCAUACAGCAUAUCCCUGCACCCAUCUGGAUUGUAUAUCCUAGUGGGAUUUUCUGACAAGCUGUGUCUGAUGAACCUGCUGGUCGAUGACAUCCGACCAUUCAAAGAAUUCAUUGUCCGUGGCUGCCGGGAGUGUGUGUUUAGCCAUGGAGGGCACCUCUUUGCUGCUGUAAAUGGAAAUGUGAUCCAGAUAUACUCUGCAAUAACCUUUGAGAAUGUAACAAACCUUAAAGGCCACAGUGGAAGGGUGCGCUCUGUGGUGUGGAGCACAGAUGACAGUAAGCUGGUGUCCUGCGGCCUGGAAGGGGCUGUGUAUGAGUGGAACUUACUGACCGGUAAGAGGGAGUCUGAGUGUGUACUCAGACACUGCAGCUACAGCUGUGUGGCGCUGUCUCCCGACUCCAAAACCAUAUUCGCCGUUGGAUCUGACCAGACGUUGAAAGAGAUUAGUGAUUCCCAGAUAUUGCAGGAAGUUCCAGCAUUUGAUGUCACAUACACAGCAGUUGCAAUUUCUCACUCUGGGCGGAUGGUUUUCACAGGGACAUCUAGCGGGACUGUACGUUCCAUGAAAUGCCCGCUGCCUCUACACAGAGGGUACAAUGAGUACCAAGCCCAUGCAGGGCCAGUGACCAGGCUGAUGGUGACAUUUGAUGACCAGUAUCUGCUGUCAACUUCUGAAGAUGGGUGCCUCAUGCUUUGGAAAAUUUCUGACAAAGAGGUCAGAGGACUGAAGUAUAAUAAAGUGGAAUAUGCGGAGGAGGUCCUAACUACCAUUUCUGAUCUGGAGGAAAAGAAACAACUGAUAUUGGAGCUAAAGACAAAUGUGAAAGAACUGAAAAUGGAGAAUGACUAUCAACUUCGAGUAAAAGACAUGAACUACAAUGAAAAAUUGAAGGAACUGACUGAGAAAUUCCUCCAGGAAAUAGAGGUGCUUAAAACCGCAAACCAGAUACUAAAGGCUGAAGCAGAAAAAGAGGAAUUGAAACACCAGGAAGAAAUAUCUCAUCUGACAGAAAAACAAUAUCGAGAAAUGCAGGAUUUGGAGAUGGCUGCUCAUCAGAAACUGCUGCUGGCUUAUGAGAAGCACCAGGAUUUUCAGGUGAAAUCACAGCAGAUGCAUGAGGAUGACCAGAGGCAAAUGCAUGAACUAGAGGAGAGUAAGACCCAGGCCUUGGAGGAACUUACCAAAUACUACGAGGCCAAAAUACAUGAGACAGAGUCUCAGCUGCAGCAUACCCAAGAGGAAGCUCAGCAACAACUAAGAAAGUUUGAAGAGACAAUAAAACAGAUAGAAGAGGAUGGAGAUGGAGAAAUCGAAGACAUAAAGAAAAAAUAUAAGUGGCGCCUCCAGGCGGAGAGAGAAACCUUGCUGAAUCUGAAGGGAGAGAACAGAACCAUGAAGAAAAAGUUCAAUAGUCUGCAGGAAGAAAUUGAGGAACGUGUCACAGACACUGAGAGGAUGAAGGUGGAGCAGCAGAAGUUGAUUGAUAUUAUCAAAUCUCUGCAGAAGGACAUCCUGGGGCUGGAGAGAGAGAUUCAGGGUCGGGAUGAAGCAAUACAGGACAAGGGAAAGAUAAUUAUUGACCUAAAUAAGAAGAAAGAGAAGUUGGAGAACUGCAGGUUUGUUCUGAAUAAUAAAAUCAAGGAGCUGGAAAAGCAAAAUGAGCCUUGGAAAAAUGAGAUCAAUCAAAUGAAGGAGCAGAUCCAGGAGAUGGAAACAGAGUUGCAGCAUUUCCACAAGCAGAACACACAGUUGGAUCUGAUUAACGCAGAACUGAAACAGAAGCUAAAUGCAGAACACCGUGAGAUGCAAAAGGAAAGACAGAAGGUUCGCAAUAUUGAAGCCAUCAUUAAACGUUUCAAGGUUGAUCUGCAUCAUUGUGUUGGACUUAUCCAAGAGCCUAAACAGCUGAAGAACGCCAUCCGGAAGUUGUACACAAAAUACGGGCAGGAUGGUGAUGCAGUAGAAAUGAUAGCUAUAGAUGCUGACAUCCAACAGGAAUAUGCUGGGCAGCGGGAGCAUCUGGAACGCCGUGUCAGCACAUUGCAAGGGAAGCUUUUGAAGGACACAGAGAUUCAUCAUUCAGCUAACCUACGGUUCAUGCAGGAAAAUAUAAUAUUAAUUAAGGAAAUUAAUGAAUAUCGACAUGAACUGAAAGUCAGUCGUUCAAAAGUCUAUAACCUGGAGGUAGAACUUGGAUUAUACAGAAAAAAUAAGAAGAGCUGCCUGACAGAGCCAAAAGGGUCUUCUGUUAGUUCCCAAGGAUGCCCAGAACUGCAGCGGCUGAACAGCGAGGAGGAGGUAGGGAAAAUUCUAGAGCUGCAGAAAUUGGAAAUCAAACGUUUGAGAGACUUAAUUCAAUCACAGGAUCUCACAGUGGGAGUCCGACAGUACUUUGGGGGUAAAUUACUUCCCUUACAGCCUGAUCAUACCAAGCUCAAAAUAAACUAAGUGAAAUUAUACACCUCCUAACAAUAAAACGUAUAUGUCUACAUUUCUGUUAUACAAUGUACGUAUGAUUCUUCUGCUAUCAACAUGAGUACUUUAGUUGCAUAUUAUUUUUAUUGUCGCUUUAUAAUAAAUAUAGAAAAAUGUCACUAAAGAUUUAAUGUUAAUAUUCCAUAAAGAUGUCCUCAAAUAAAAGAACAAAGGUCAAAACUA